UCGACACUUUUAUAAGAGUAUCCAGACAUAAAUGUAAUCUGUGGUGUCUGCCACCUCAUUGAACCCAGCCGUGGCAGAGUUCAGCGCUUCGGAUUGGUAUUGGAAGGGGUCGAUGGAUGGAGCGACUCAGACUGCGGGUAAACAAUGCGGCGCUUGACAAAACUGUGUGCGAAAAAGGCAGACAACGCAAAAGCAACAAUUGAAAUGAAAAACGAAACGAGCUGCAAUUACAACGGCAGCAACUUCAGGCGGCAGACUGCAAACUGCGGAUGCAAACGCAAGGUUCCACAACAUUGAAGCCUCUCAGCAGCGGCGGAUAUUGCAACGAGAGCAUCUGCAUCUGCAUCUGCAGCGGAAUCCGCAGCUGUUGCUGGUGGCCAAUUGGCUAGGUGGCAAGUGAAUAAAAGCCACCUACACACCAUCGAGUGGCAUCAGUUGCAAGCAGCGAGCUACCAAGACCAACCACCGAGGAUUAAACCACCCACAAGAUGAUGAAACUGGUAGUGUCGUUACUCUCCAUUUGCGCCUUGGCGGCAGCUCGUCCUGGUUUCCUGCAUGGCCACCACCAUCAUUAUCCGGAGAUCCCUUACUAUCCACACCACCACCAUGUGGAACCACUGCACUACCAUCUGCCCGCCGCCGUCUCCCACCAGAGCUCCACGGUGGUGCACAAUGUGCCGCACCACAUAAUUAAGCCAGUCCUGCUGCCCACUGUGGUGAAGACAGUGGUGCAUCCGCCCAUCAUCAAGGCUUACCAUCCUGCACCCAUCAUCAAGGCGUACCACCCCUACGAUCCUUUCCAUCUGCAUCACCAUCACGACUUCCACGACUACCAUCUGCACUAAACGACGAUCCUGGCGAUUGACUGAUGAUUGAUAACGAUAACUGAUUAACGAUAACGACGACGGGGAGAAUGCAACCUUAGUAUGCUGUGUAUGUUUGCGUGUGUCGAUUGUUCAUGUGUAAGGACCAACUGGAGGUUUCGCUGUAAGCUGCUGAAUAUUCUAUUCCAUCUAUCUGUAAUGCUGUACAUAAAAGAUACAACACCUAAAAAUGAAGAUUUUACUUGGGAUAAUGGAGAGCACAGUUCUCAAAGGAUU
Messenger RNA from Drosophila sechellia, 1100 nucleotides. RefSeq lists its product as uncharacterized. The coding region runs from base 489 to 845 and encodes 118 amino acids. The record is from RefSeq and is a predicted model, not a curated record. The transcript has 2 exons. NCBI's taxonomy places the organism in Eukaryota, Metazoa, Arthropoda, Insecta, Diptera, Drosophilidae.